This is a messenger RNA of Eurytemora carolleeae, 810 nucleotides long. RefSeq lists its product as uncharacterized. The coding region runs from base 1 to 810 and encodes 269 amino acids. Lineage: Eukaryota; Metazoa; Arthropoda; Copepoda; Calanoida; Temoridae. The transcript has 10 exons. The record is from RefSeq and is a predicted model, not a curated record.
AUGCCUGGACUCCAGAGACAUUUAUCAGGCCAACCCGCCAACAUGUUUUUCAAUAUAAUCAUUCUUUUAAAUGCAGGGUUGUUAAAUGCCAUUGACAGUAGUCUGUUUGUUAAAGAAGAGGUUCCUGUCGCUAAUCUGAAUCUAGUCGAGGAACAAGAUUUUGUUCAGUCAGCUUUCAUUUGCAGUUUAAAGUUUUUGGGAAAAAAAGCUGAAGGUGGAGAUUGUCAAGUGUUUAAUUAUGUAAACACAACUGAAAGCUGUUUUCUCGGUAGCUUUAGUGAGAACGAUAAAAGUGACAAGGAUAAUUCAACACAGUUGGUCUGGAAGCAAAGAGGAUGCCCCGUUCCAGAGGAUCCAGAACAUGGAAGGUGGAACUGUCUGAAGAACAUUAAGCAAGAAAAAUGUUUUUUGGUUUGUUCUCCUGGAUAUGUUGCCCAAUCUUACAGAGGCCUUUAUUGCAACCAUGGAGCUAAUGCUGAAUGGGAUAAACCUCUAGAUGAGUUUAAGUGUUUACCAACUAUUAUAGCAGUUACAGGGGGGUUGCUAUCACCAACGAACAAGCAGUUCUAUACUUUUGGACCCAAUGGGCAAAGGCUUUAUACACAAGGGAUUACUCAACAAACCCGACAGCAUGUUGUGCAGUAUUUCAGUGGCAAGAUAACCUACUGUGGGGGUGAUCCAAAAGCUGGAUGGAUCAACACUGGAUGCUACUAUUACGAUUUUGAUUUAGGAAAUCAAUUCAAAAAUAAUAUCAAUUCUAGAAAACAAAAAUGGGGAAAUUCUCCUAAUACUCAAAUUUUGAUAAUUUGA